AUGACGCGAUAUCAAAUUAUUUUCUUUAUUCUAUUUACUUUUUCUAAUUCGAUUAUACAAUUACAAUCUGAACAUUUGAAAAAUAACAACUGUCCACACCUGUUUAAAACAUUGAGUGAUUGCACUUGUGUUCAGACAAAUACAAUUGAUUGUAGUUAUUCAACAACAAUUACCCAUUUACCACGUUCAUGGACUUCAACAAAUCAUAACUUAACAUUAUUUACACAAUCGAUACUACGCUUUGAUCUUCUCCAUACACCAUCAAUUACAUCAAUAAAAACAAACGAUUUUCAAGGUCUUUAUAAUCUUCGAGAUCUAUCAAUAAUCAAUACUGGACUUAUUACAAUUCAACCACAUGCAUUUCGUCAUCUUCAUCGUUUACAUGAACUUCGUAUUGAAUUAAAUCGAAAUUUAAUUGAAUUAAAAUCAUUUGCAUUAAGUGAUAUUGAAUAUGUACAUCGUAUAUCAUUGAAAUCAAAUUCAAUACGUGUUAUACAUACAGAAGUAUUUCGUAAUACACAUUUUGUUGAUAUAUUAGAUCUAAGUGACAAUCCGUUAGAGAUUAUUGAAUCCUAUGCUUUUAAUGGUCUUAAAUCAGUUGGUACUUUAAUCUUAUGUUUAUUACCCACAUGUCCAAUAAAACAAAUUGAUUCAUUCGCUUUUUUUUGGAUUUCAUACAUGUGA
Adineta steineri is the source of this 684-nucleotide messenger RNA. The record is from the annotation of a GenBank genome assembly. NCBI's taxonomy places the organism in Eukaryota, Metazoa, Rotifera, Eurotatoria, Adinetida, Adinetidae.